Molecule: messenger RNA, 8222 nt
Organism: Acanthopagrus latus (yellowfin seabream)
Lineage: Eukaryota; Metazoa; Chordata; Actinopteri; Spariformes; Sparidae
Gene: plagl2
Product: pleiomorphic adenoma gene-like 2
Exons: 4
Coding region: 1996-3813 (605 amino acids)
Biological process (GO): regulation of transcription by RNA polymerase II
Cellular component (GO): nucleus
Molecular function (GO): RNA polymerase II transcription regulatory region sequence-specific DNA binding; DNA-binding transcription factor activity, RNA polymerase II-specific
Source: RefSeq, a predicted model, not a curated record
AGUUGCCUGGUAUUUUUUAAACAAGGUUUAUUUGAUAACUUAGGUAAAGCAUCAAGAUCCGGAACUGCAACAUAAACUAUUAUAUCGACUGUACGUCAAUUGUAAACUAAACUAACAUGAAAAUAACCCUGCGUUUCUAUUGUUAGUGUUCAAUGAACUAUUAUCUGGAAUAGCAAUGAAGUAGACGGGCAAGCGCGUUUUAAAAUAUGAGCAGCACUUGAAGGCAGCAUUAUUGAAGACUCCUGCUCCCCACCCCCCUACCCUCCUCUGUGCACAAGCAUAUUCACCCUGCGGGCUCGGUGGGGCUGGGAAGAGGUGGUGGGGGUUAGGGUGAUGAGGAAACGAGUUGAUGUGCCCUGGAAGUAAUCCCCCACCCCCCACCACCACAGCCGAAAAAAAGAAAAAAAAAGAAGAAGAAGAAAAAAGGGGUAAAAGAAAGCGCAAGGUGGGAGAAGCGGGACUCCCACAGUACCACCGUUAGCCUUGAACACGUGGGGAUCCGGGCGCAUCCACCUUCAUGCUGAUGUGCUGCUGUCCGCUUCCUCCAUGGUGACACUUGUUGACACUGUUAAACAGAAGGAAAACAAUCGGAAAUUGCAGAAGUUAUUCAAGCAGCCUCUGUUUUUCUAGGCAGAUACUUCUUCUUAUUCUCCUUCUUGUUCUUUUAAACAAUUUAACAAUCGACAUUUAUUUAUUUUUAAUACAAUAAAAACUUUGUGUGUAUGCGCAAAAGACAAGUGUUAACUUUUGUAAGUGAUGGAAACCAGAGUAUUCCGUUGUUAAAGAGUUUAUGAAACUGAGAUGACACCGCGGUCAUUAUGAAUAUACACUGAUUCCUGUUAUUACGCUUUGUUCAUAAUUUCAAGUAUAACAAAUAAACACCAAAAAAACCCGACAUUUAAUGAGGAGAACAUUCAUUGUUCAUGUAGUAGCCGAGUCGGUUUGCCACCAGAGAAAAGCUUAGUAUUGAUCUCAUUUGUGUUCGCACUCAGAGACAACACGAAGGGUGAAAACACAAAGCCAGCUAAAUUAAACUAAACAAAUAAAGAUAGCGCCAUUUCAUCAAUGCCAGUCCUGGGAUUUUAUCAAACAAUGUGCAAUGUUAAUAACUGCAAAAAAAGCCUAGAAAGUUAUUAGAAACAUUGACAUAUUGUCUGUCAAACCUUGACAAUAUUAAAUCAAUUCAGGUCAUAUUUGAAAAUUGGCUCCGCAAUAUUAUAUGAUUAAAAAUACAUUUCGGUUUUUCUUCUAUUUGAGAAUUGAAAUGUUUUUCCAGAGGUCCAGUCUGCGGGCCUACAGACUGCACGUGAGCAACAGAGAUGUACCGCUGGUCACUGGGAGGACUGGCUGCAGGCUGCUGCUGAAACCAGUAAGCUGUCCCUGGUUCAAAAAAAAAAAAAAAAAAAAAAAAAAAAAGUUUGUGAAAGUGGCCUGACGUCACACUCCCACAAUGCUUACCGCCCCAUAACUCCGCUGCAGCCUGAGGGGAGCCAGACUGACUCUCAGGCCCCGAAUAUAACAAAAAUAUUGAAAAAAAUAGGAAAAAAUUAUUAAAACACGCGAUCGAGGGCAGAAAAGAGCGGGGAGCGGUGGCGUGGGCUCUCCCACGGCGGGUUUGUGGUCCGGUCCGGGAUGGAAGGUUGCCGGGGCUCCAUGUGAGAUUGACUAAUGCGGUGCUGGAAACUUUUUGAACAAUAAAAAUGCAGAGCAGUGUUUCCCACUCACCGCCAACCAUAGCUGUUGGGACUGGGUGAGGAGGAGAGAGCAAGAGUGAAGAAGAGGAACGACUGACGCAGAGUAAGAGAAGGAAAGUGCAAAGACAAGAGAAGGACAAGUCAGAUUUUAACAGAUUUUGGCUUACUCUGAUGUUUCCACUGGAUCACUGGCCCUUCCUGUGAGCUUCUUUUCAACAAACCCCUUAGAACUUCCCACUCGAGCCUGCAGGGCAGGGGAGCCACACGUGAAUUUUCAUGGCAGCGGCACUCUAAGGCUGCCAUGGCAGCUGCUGCCGCCGAUGCCUCACACCAUAUUACCGCACUGACGCCGGAGGAAGAGGGACAACGGACUGCCACCAAGCUGUUUGGUAGUGCCGCCCCACUACCACGGACAGAGAGAGAGCGUGAGAGGGGGAAAGAGAGAGAGAGAGGGAGGGAAGAAGAAGGAGAAGAGGUCGGGAGAGCAGGUGGUACUGAGUGUUUGGUGUGUGGAGCCCUGUUCACCUCGCAGGAGAAGCUCCGGCUCCACAACUUGAGUCACACAGGAGAGAAACCCUUCCACUGCUCACAGCCACACUGUCCCAAGGCCUUCAGCUCGAAAUACAAACUCUUCAGGCAUAUGGCCACACACUCUCCACAGAAGACCCAUCAGUGCUCGUUCUGUGAGAAAAUGUUUCACCGAAAAGACCACCUGAAAAACCACCUGCAGACCCAUGACCCCAACAAGGAGGCCUUCAAGUGUGAGGAGUGUGGGAAGCACUAUAACACCAAGCUGGGAUAUAAGCGCCACGUGGCCAUGCACUCUGCCACAGCAGGGGAUCUCACCUGUAAAGUGUGCAUGCAGACCUAUGAGAGCACGCCCGUACUCUUGGAGCAUCUCAAGAGCCACUCUGGGAAGUCCUCGGGUGGCACCAAGGAGAAGAAACACCCUUGUGACCACUGUGACCGUCGUUUCUACACGAGGAAGGAUGUGAGACGGCACAUGGUGGUCCACACGGGCCGAAAGGACUUCCUUUGCCAGUACUGUGCCCAACGAUUUGGCAGGAAGGACCAUCUGACACGCCAUGUGAAGAAGAGCCACUCGCAGGAGCUGUUGAAAAUUAAGACAGAGCCUCCUGAUAUGUUAGGUCUUUUAGCUUCUGGGUCGCCACCUUGCUCUGUGAAGGAGGAGCUCAGCCCCAUGAUGUGUGGCAUGGGUCCCAACAAAGACCCCAUGAUGGGAAAACCGUUCCCCAGCGGGGCUCCUUUUCCAAUGGGGAUGUACAAUCCCCACCAUCUCCAGGCCAUGUCUAAUUCUGGGGUAGCUCACCCACACCCGUCCCUGAUGCCCAGUUCCUUGUCUGCAGCUAUGGGCAUGGGCUGUCACAUGGAAUCCCCUGGAUCCCUUCACCCACACUCCCAUCACCAUCACCAUCACCACCAUCAUCACCACCACCAUUCCCCUCCACUGCCACCACACCACCAACCUCCGGCUCCCCAGCAGCAGCACCAGCCCCAGCCAGCCCCCAAAUACCAGCUGGGAUCUACCUCAUACCUGCUGGACAAGCCCUUGAAAGUGGAGAUGGAGAGCUUCCUCAUGGAUCUGCAAAGUGGCUCGCCAGGCCCGAUUCCCUCUGCAGAACCCCACGCUGCUGCCUCACCCCCCAAGGACGGACUGGAGCCCACCUCGGGCCUGGUGGAUGAGCUUUGUGGAGAUCCCCUCCUGUCCAAGAGCCCUGCGGUGAUCGCUGAGUCUCUGUGUGCUGCUAACAUGGACUUCUCCCACCUGCUGGGGUUCCUGCCCCUCAACCUGCCUCCUUACAGCAACCCCAUGAGCACAGGAGGGCUGGUGAUGGGCUACACCUCAUCUGCGACCUCCUCUUCAUCUUCCAUAUCCUCUUCCUCAUCUCUGCAUGCUGCCGAGCCCCAUGCUGCAGUAGUCGCCGCAGCAGCAGCUGCCGUCGCUACAGCACCUCUUACCUCUUUGCAACCGCAACCUCAGGAGCAGCAGAGCUCCAGUGGGGGUCUGGGUCUUGGACCCCUGCACCCCCUCCCAUCAGUGUUCAGCUCCAGCCUUAGUACUACCACACUGCCUCGUUUCCACCAGGCCUUCCAGUGAGAGAGUCAGUCCUCGGCCAGCCCUGUCCAGCCAAGAUGGUCUCGACACCAUCCACAGCUCAGAUCAGCUCUGCAUGGAUAUUUCUGACUGUGGUUCUUCACAGGGCAUGAUCAAAAAGGUGGAGAAUUAGAAUAAAUAAAUACACAAAUGAACACUUAGCCUUAAAAGAAAGCGCACAAAAGCUUUUGAUUAAGCCCUAAAAGGAAGUUAAACCCCUUUGAUCAAAAGGAAAAGGUGAGAAAAUUAGUUGAAGUAGCUUUUAUUGGGCUUUUUCUUCCUAUCAUGUAGUUACAUAGCAAUGUAUUAACCCAUCUUUUUUAAAUUUCCAGUUACUUCGCCUUUUACCCCCCCCUCCAUCCCCUAUUUAGUAGUAUAGAGGGCAGGAUCAGUAGGCUAAAAGACAUGGUACUGCAUACUUUAUAAAGUAAUAAUAUUAAAAAAAUUCAAGAUAAUUUUAGUGAAGAUUAUCUGUCUUGUUGUGACCCAGAAAAAUAUAGUUUGAAGUGGAUAUUGUGUUUUACUUUAUUUUAUUUUCCAAAUGUAAGAACAUGGUAGAAUCUGUCUUCUUAUAAGUUUUGAACCACCUAAUAACCGAAACUAUCAUGAUCAGUAUGAAAAGGGAAGAAAUCAGUGAAGGAAUGAAGACAUGUAGACGCUGAGUCAACAAUCUAACCUGAACUCUAAAAUCUCCCCUCAGAUGGUGAGGAUAUAGCCACAAAAGCUAGCCUGUCUCUAAAAAAGUGUUCUUCAAACAAGAAAAAGAAGUAGAUGGAUGUCAUUAUUUUCUUGUAUCUGUCACUGAUAUGCUCCUAGAGUCAGGUCAGUUUGAAUGGAAACACUCACUAAAUGAAAAAUUCACUUUUAUCAUAUGAUUAGCUUCCAAAAAUAUAGACCAGUCACAUACAUUGCCACACAUUUUAAAGAAAAGAGAAAAAAAAACAAAGCAAGAAAUGUGAAAAUGUGUGAGUUUGUUGAAAAUGAUGUAAAAUCACGCUGUUCCUCAAGAGAAGCACUUUUUUUUGCAGAAGGCACUUCACCUUUAGGAAUCUCCUUGGGAAACCAUUUGUCUUUGCCUGAGACAAAGACUCUCCUCACUCUCCUUCCUUCACUUAUCUUCUUUAGAACAGUUUAAUCUCUAAAAGUCCCCAUGGUAAUGAUAACUGCAGCUGUUUCUUGGCUGCCCAACUCACCUAAAAUCUAUAUAUUUUUUUUCGAGUGAAAUACCGACACAUGUUUAGGCAGUCUUUGAAAAAGCUGCACCAUCAUGGUAAUAAUGAACCCCGACAUAUGUGAAUGGCAAAAAACAAAAGAAUUUCAGUGACAGAUGAGGAAAAAUGUGUAAAAGAAUGUUAUUGCAGUGUACGAAAUAUCUCAAAAAUGAAUAUUAUUAUUGCUUUUAUCUCAGUAAGGUGUAUUUUAGGUAGAUGUAUUAAUACUAAGUGAUGAUGUUUUUUGAUGUCUGGCAGGUUUACAUUUGUGUGUAUCUUGCAUUUUUGAUCAAACAAAUGGAUGAAGUAUUAGCUUUUCCCCUUAAGCUUUCUCUGUCAUAUCCAAUCUUUACUUGUACUUGAGUUAGUAUAGUGGAAUCAGAACUGUGGAUAGGAAGUUUCUAUAGAGGGCUGUUAGUGGCUUAAUAAUCAGUUAGGAUUUGAACUAGAUAGAUUUUGUCAUAGGGAUGCUGAAAUGGAUGGCCUAUGAAUCUAUGAAUAUAGGCCUUUAUUCAGUGGAAUACGUAAUGAAACCCCAGCAGAUUUCACUCCAAGCUCAGUGCUUUUGGAUUGUUUUUGAGUUUAGAUCCUUUCUAACCUCACCACCAGCCUAUAAAAACCUGAGCCCAAAGUUAACCUAAGCCUCAAAUUGAAAUAGGUGCUUUUUAUCUAGUGUUUUGUCUUUGGCAUGACCAACAUAAUUGGCAUAUCCAUAGCUAUCCUUAACGUUGUGCAUAAAUGUUGUUCCAGUCAUAGAUGAAGACAGGCACAGGCGAUCCUGAACCGCCAUUAUACGUUGAGUGAAAAUGAAAAAACAAAGUAAAAAAAAACAAAAAAAAACAAAAAAAAACAGUAAAGACAUCGCACAUAAAAAAACAAACAAAAACGUAUUGCUGCUUUUAGCUACGGUUGCCAAUGGACGACAACUGUAGACCACUAGAACAUUUCAAUUUCUUGUCAGGUGGACAGUGAGCUGAAAACAUGCACAAACUGAACCGACAUAGUGUUCAUCAUGCCCAGGCCCCAUCCCCUCUGUACUCCUUCUGCUCUCUCUGCUGCUUUUUAGGGUUAAAGGAAAAGGGUCUGAAAAUACAGCGAUAACCGGAAGAACGCAGUCACCGAAUCCCCAGGCUUUGACAUUCAAAGCACAGCGGGCAACAUGACUGACUGCACAACUCGGGGUAUUGCUCAUAGUCAUUUAUUUGUUUUGUUUGUUGUCAUAUGAUAUAUUAUUUUCUGUUUGUGUAAAACAGGACCUCGAAAAACAACACAACACAUCACCUCAUUUUUAUUUGUUUUACUUUUCUUACCAAAACCUGGGGAGAAGAAACUACAUUUUUGCACAAUUGCUUGUUACAAAUUGCUACAAGUGUCAUAUGAUUUUUGAUGCUGCAGGGUAUGAAACCCCGAUAAUGAGCAGCAGAUAGUGUGGUAGACAGUUGAAUAUUCCACUUGGGAGAUAAGAGCAGCUGAAAAUUCAGAAUCAGCAAGCACUAAUGCAGAAAAAAAGCUUCUGUACAGUCUGACUGUCCUGAACUAAUCUGAGAUUUAUUUUACAAUUAUUAUUAGUAGUCUGACCUGGAAAGUCAUUAUUUUGAUAAUGACAAUUGUAAAAUGAUCAAACUUUUUAUUGAUCCUAAAUAAACAAACUGUGGGCACCUUUUUAAAAAUUUACAUAAUAUGUAAAAAAAAAAAAAAAGAAAAAAGAAUAAAAAUAAAAAAAGGGGCAAGAUUUGAAUUUGAUCUUUAUUUUGAGUUUUAAAAAAGAUUGUUUUUAAGAAAAACCCUCUUGGCUUAAGCCAAAUUUGUAGCAAUCAAAUUGAGCAUUUAUAUUUUUGUAACAAACAUCAUGUAGUCCUACAUAAAGAAAAGUUAAGGAAAAGCUUUUGGCAUGUAUUGAGUUUGUCCUCCCUGGGUUUCUGUGAGCUAAUCUGAAUUCUAGCACUUUCAACCUUUAAAAAAAAGAGUAUUUUUUCUUUUAAAAUUUCAGCUGAUAUGUUCAUAUGUUUUUAAUUUUUUUAUUGAUCCUGUAUAUGUUUGUCCAUUUAGUUUGAUGUGUAGACCUUUGUGUAUUUCUCUUCUCCAAAAGAAUAACAGUAUUUUUGAUAGACUUAACUAAUAUCCUUCUACAUAAGAGCCCCCUGCCCCUCCCUCUUUGAAACAUUUUUGUUUUUGGGUAAGCCUUGCCUUGUCUCCCAAAUCUAUUACAUCAAACUCUGUAGCCAAGUGCUUGAAGAGAACAGCAACAACAAAUCUGUCAUUCUGAGGUGUUGAGAAGCAAGAUUGGUGCGAGUAGUGUGAAAGCAAAAACCUGACCAUAACCUGCCAUUGACUGACUGUGAAACAGAUUCAUUUUCACAUGCCACUUUCAGACCGUUUUAGACAACUGAACAAAAUAAGGUGAGUUGUGACCCCAAAAUAGAGCACUUAGAUCCUCAGUCACUGAACUGGUUGCCCCUGCCAAAAAGAUGAGCUGCAUGCAAGAAUCACAUGUUCUGUUAUCCAGUGCCAACUGGGUAACUCAAAUGUAGCUUUAAGUUAAUGUUUCCAAACAUUAAGUAAGUAAAAAGAGAUUUUCUGUAUUAAUUCAUUUUGGGAUUUUUUUAGGAUAGAAGUGAAAAGUUGAACAUGCAGGUGUGGUCAGGUCGUACUUGUAGCUGUUAAUCACUGACAACAGCAGAUCUUUAGCCUGUUGGACCACCUGAGCUCGUAUUGAGGUUUGCAGAGGUGUUUCCAAGUCAUUCAUCGCAGAGGUCAGCUAGAGCCUGUGGAAGGACUUACCAUGAUGUGCAAAGAAGCCUAUUCCCACGAACAAUUAACACAUGAUUAAUCACACCUGACUUAGUAUCUCGUAAUUCAUGAUACUUUUUGUUUUAUGAAAUUGACAUUUUUAAUUAUCAUCAUCAUUUAGAUUUAAUAUGUGAAAACUUUACUAGCUUUUACUCCAAAUUAAAGUGAAACUCUUGGCAAAAAUCAACCUAGGCUUUAUUUGUGAAUGUAUAUGAGUCAAACCUUCGUGUAAAAGCUUGAUUACUAUUAAUUAUUAUUAAUUAAGAGGCAUUUCUAAAAAGCAAGAAGGAGAGUAAUGGUGGACCGCUCCUCAAGCCUUCCUGUUAGGUCGCACUUGGGGACUGACACUUUUUGUCUGCCAUGACGGCGGCGUGCCGAAGAUACAGCUGCUAACAUGAGUUGUUCAGAAAC